AUGUCUCCUAAAUGUUUCCUCCUCCGAACUCUCCUAAAAAACUCUCACUUUGGAAUGUCAGUAUGGUAUGACCUACCGACAGAACACGAAGCCUUUCUCAAAACGGCAAACAUUAAACUAAAAGGCAAAAACGAGACACGUGUCAAGGCAGACAUAAGGAAGUCAGACACCGUCAAGGGACACAUCAGAAAGUCAGACACCGUCAAGGGACACAUCAGGAAGUCAGACACCGUCAAGGGACACAUAAGGCAGUCAGACACCAUCAAGGGACACAUCAGAAAGUCAGACACCGUCAAGGGACACAUCAGAAAGUCAGACACCAUCAAAGGACACAUCAGAAAGUCAGACACCGUCAAGGGACACAUCAGAAAGUCAGACACCGUCAUGGGACACAUCAGGAAGGGAGACAGCGUCAAGCGACACAUAAGGCAGUCAGACACCGUCAAGGGACACAUCAGGAAGGGAAACAUCGUCAGGCGACACAUAAGGCAGUCAGACACCGUCAAGGGACACAUCAGAAAGUCAGACACCGUCAAGGGACACAUCAGGAAGUCAGACACCGUCAAUGGACACGUAGGGAAGUCAGACACCGUCAAGGGACACAUCAGGAAGUCAGACACCAUCAAGGGACACAUCAGGAAGUCAGACACCGUCAAGGGACACAUCAGGAAGCGAGACACAGUCAAGCGACACAUAAGGCAGUCAGACACCGUCAAGGGACACAUAAGGAAGUCAGACACCGUCAAAGGACACAUAUGGAAGUCAGACACCGUCAAGGGACACAUAAGAAAGUCAGACACCAUCAAAGGACACAUCAGGAAGGGAAACACCGUCAAAGGACACAUCAGGAAGGGAGACACCGUCAAGGGACACAUCAGGAAUGGAGACACAGUCAAGGGACACAUCAGGAAGGCAGACACCGUCAAGGGACACAUCAGGAAGUCAGACACCAUCAAGGGACACAUCAGGAAGUCAGAUACCGUCAGGGGACACAUAAGGGAGUCAGACACCGUCAAGGGACACAUCAGGAAAUCUGACACCGUCAAGGGACACAUAAGGAAGGGAGACAUCGUCAAGGGACAUAUAAGGAAGUGA
Messenger RNA from Pecten maximus, 1095 nucleotides. RefSeq lists its product as uncharacterized. The transcript has a single exon. The coding region runs from base 1 to 1095 and encodes 364 amino acids. NCBI's taxonomy places the organism in Eukaryota, Metazoa, Mollusca, Bivalvia, Pectinida, Pectinidae. The record is from RefSeq and is a predicted model, not a curated record.